ACAGUAGAGGCUCGUAGGAGGCGGCGGGUCCGCUGAGCGGAUCGAAGCCAAGUGGCAGCGCGCGCGCGCCCCGCGGUAGAGCCCCUAAGUCACCAGCCGCCCCCCCGCAUCCCAGGGCGCUGAGAAGAUGGCGGCGACGGCUCAGUGAGGAUGGAGCUACCCGUCACUGCUUUCUCCCCCUGAGGGUGCGGGGUCCGGCCCCACGGGGUGCGAGUGGGGGGCCGGGGACCGUAGGGAGCCCUUUCCCUAGCAGAGCUGACUCGAGCCCGGCAGCUCCCCGCCCCCCAUCGCCCUAGCCGAUUAGCCCCCUCUUUCCAGCCCAGUGACAACCCCCCGCCACCAUGCCUUGGCCUUUCUCAGAGUCCAUCAAGAAAAGGGCCUGCAGGUACCUGCUGCAGAGGUACUUGGGCCACUUCCUGCAGGAGAAACUCAGUCUGGAGCAGCUCAGCUUGGAUCUGUACCAGGGCACCGGCUCUUUGGCGCAGGUCCCUCUGGAUAAAUGGUGUCUUAAUGAGAUUCUGGAAUCAGCAGAUGCACCUCUGGAAGUCACUGAAGGGUUUAUCCAAUCAAUUUCUCUGUCUGUUCCAUGGGGGUCAUUGCUACAGGAUAACUGUGCACUAGAAGUGAAAGGAUUAGAGAUGGUCUUCAGGCCAAGGCCUCGUCUUGCAUCUGGUUCAGAGCCUAUGUAUUGGUCAAGUUUUAUGACCAGUAGUAUGCAACUUGCAAAAGAAUGUCUUAGCCAAAAACUGACAGAUGAACAAGGAGAAGGGUCUCAACCUUUCGAAGGGCUUGAGAAGUUUGCAGAAACUAUUGAAACAGUUCUAAGAAGAGUGAAAGUUACCUUUUUAGAUACUGUUUUGAGAAUUGAACAUGUGCUGGAAAAUUCUAAAAGUGGGUCUGCACUUGAAAUCCGAAUUGAGAAAACUAUGUACUGUGAUGAAACUGCUGAUGAAUGCUCUGGAAUUAAUGUACAUCAGCCCACAGCUUUUGCUCACAAGUUACUUCAGCUCUCAGGUGUCUCUCUCUUCUGGGAUGAGUUUCCAGCGUCAGCAAAGUCCUCUCCAGUGUGUUCAGCUACACCGUUGGCAGCGGAACCAAAGCUUUCCCCUAGCUGGAACCCAAAAAUUGUGUAUGAGCCACAUCCACAGUUAACCAGAAACUUGCCAGAAGUUGCUCCUUCUGACCCUGUGCAGAUUAGUAGGCUGAUUGGUAAAAUGAAGUUGAGCCUUACAUUAAAGCAACAUGAAGUACUUCCUGGAGCUAAGUUGGAUGUAGAUGGGGAGAUAGACUCUAUACACCUAUUCCUGUCACCAAGGCAGGUACAUCUUCUAUUGGACAUGUUAGCAGCCAUUGCUGGACCAGAGAGCCCCAGCAGGAUAGAAUUGUCAAAUAAAGAUAGAAAGAACCGACCAAUGCAACAGGAGGAUGAGUAUCGGAUUCAGAUGGAGCUGAAGCGUUACUUAAGAAAAGAAUCUUUGUCAGCAGGAGCAUCAUCUGAGCAGAGCUUUUAUGAGACAGAGACCACCAGAACACCUUCUAGCCGUGAAGAAGAAGUUUUCUUCUCAAUGGCUGACAUGGACAUGUCUCACAGUCUCUCCUCUCUUCCACCUCUUGGAGACCCACCAACUAUGGAUCUAGACCUGUCUUUAACUAGUACAUACACUACUACACCAGCAGGUUCUCCAUUGAGUGCUACAGUGCUUCAGCCAACUUGGGGUGAUUUUCAUGACCCUAAUAAACAAGAACCACCACCACCACCACCAAGAAGUUCAUCAUUUACACCCAGUAUUGUUCACCAAACUCCUUUAAGAAGGACUUCCCUUCCAUCCAGAUCUGUUUCAGUGGAUGAAUCCAGGCCUGAACUUAUUUUUAGACUGGCACUGGGCACUUUCUCAGUAUCUGUACUUCACAUUGACCCUCUACCACCACCUGAAACGUCACUGAACCUUAACCCGCUGACACCAAUGGCACUGGAUUUCUUUACCCAAAUAGAAAAGAUUGAUCCAGUUAAGUUUUCAACAGAAGAUUUUCUGUCCUUCCGAGAAGUAUUUGCAGAGGCUUGUUCUCAUGACCAUCUUAGAUUUAUAGGUACUGGCAUCAAAGUCUCUUAUGAACAAAGACAAAGGUCUGCUUCUCGAUGCUUCAGCACAGAUUUGUUCAUUGGGCAUAUGGAACUACUGGAAUGUCUUUUCUCUACCGACUCCUGCUCCAUUCAACCUCACUAUACAGAGCUGCUAACAUUUCAUUCUGAAAAAGGAAAUGAUGCACAUCCUCUUUCAUGCCUUCAGCUCCAUUAUAAGCACUCAGAUAACAGAGGACCUCAGGGUAGUCAAGGAAGACUGAGCUCUGUUCCACAGAAAGCAGAAUUACAAAUCAAGCUAAGUCCAGUAUUUUGUGAACUGGAUAUCAGUAUUGUGGACAGACUAAAUUCUUUACUUCAGCCACAGAAACUAACCACAGUGGAGAUGAUGGCAUCUCACAUGUACACAUCUUACAACAAACACAUUAGUCUGCACAAAGCGUUUACCGAAGUUUUUCUGGAUGAUUCACGUACACCAGCAAACUAUAGAAUUUCUGUGCAAGUCACUUCACCAUCAUUAGAUCUUUCUGUUCGCUUCCCUAUACCUGACCUACGAUCAGAUCAGGAAAGAGGACCAUGGUUUAAAAAAUCACUUCAGAAGGAAAUCCUUCAUCUUGAAUUUACAGAUAUGGAAUUCAAGACUGAGUUUAUAGGAGGUUCAACUCCAGAACAAGUUAAAUUAGAGCUUACCUUCAAAGAGCUAGCUGGCUUAUUUGAAGAAGAUAAAACAGAAUCUUCAAUAAAGUUCUUUCAAGUGUCCAGUGGCAUAGAUGGAGAUAUGAUAUCAUCUGACAACUUUGAUUGGCCACGGAUUGUACUGAAAAUAAACCCACUGGCUGUACACUCCAUUCUGGAAAGGAUCGCAGCUGAAGAAGAAGAGGGCGAUGGAAACUUUCAAGAGGAAGAGGAAGGAGGAUCUCAUUCUCUUAAGGAUGUCUGUGAUCUUAGAAGACCAGAGCCUUCUCCUUUUUCCUCUCGUAGGGUCAUGUUUGAAAACGAAGAGAUGGUGAUGCCUGGUGAUGCAGUUGAGAUGACCGAGUUUCAGGAUAAAGCAAUCAGCAAUUCUCAUUAUGUAUUGGAACUCAUGUUACCAAAAGUUCACUUAACACUGCCAAACAAGAGCUUUUAUGAGAAACUUUACAAUAGGAUCAGCAAUGAUUUAUUAUUGUGGGAACCCACAGCUCCAUCUCCUGUAGAAACAUUUGAGAAUAUUUCAUAUGGUGUUGGACUCUCAGUGGCCAGCCAAAUGAUCAAUACUUUCAGUAAAGACAGCUUUAGUCAAUUCAAAUCUACAAUUCAUUAUGAUGAUGAGAGUGGAUCUGAGGAGGAAACUCUACAAUAUUAUUCCACAGUUGAUCCAAACUAUCGUUCACGCCGGAAGAAAAAGCUUGAAUUGCAAAACAAGAAUACACAGAGCUCUCUCUCUGUUCUUCUAAACGUUAAUCAUGGAUUAGUGUCAAUAUUCACAGAUGUAAAGCAGGAUGGUGGGAAUAUUCUGGAAGGCAAGCGUGGUGAAUUCUGGUUUGAGUUCAACAGUGGUUCGUUAUUCUGUGUGACUAAAUAUGAAGGUUUUGAAGACAAACAUUACAUCUGUCUUCAUUCUAGCAGUCUCAGUUUAUAUCAUCAAGGUAUGGUGGAUGGAGUUGUCCCUCCAUCUGAAAUACGACUGCCUACCACAACGCGUCCACAUUGGUUAGAACCUACCAUUUAUUUUUCCGAAGAAGAUGGUCUCAGUAGGACUUCUUCAGAUGGUGUGGGAGUGGACUGUUUAAGUAUGCUGUCUGUUGCAGUGAAAAUCCAGUCAAAUAAAUCGGAGAGCAACACAAAGGAAUUUCUAGUUGCUGUUGGGCUGAGAGGAGCCACUCUCCAGCACAGAGUAUUGCCUUCAGGUCUAAGUUGGCAUGAACAGAUUUUAUAUUUUUUGAAUAUUUCUGAUGAGCCUGUUUUGGGAUAUAAUCCUCCAGCUUCCAUUACAACUUUUCAUAUACACCUCUGGAGUUGUGCUCUUGAUUACAGGCCUUUGUUUUUGCCAACCAGAUCUCUACUUACUGUUGAAACUUUCAGCAUUUCCAGUAACGUUGCACUGGAUAAGUCCUCUUCUACUCUCAGAAUAAUCUUGGAUGAGGCUGCUUUGCAUUUGUCUGACAAGUGCAACGCUGUUACAGUGAAUCUGCAGAGAGAUUAUAUUCGUGUUAUGGAUAUGGGACUCUUGGAACUGACCAUAACAGCAGUAAAACCUGGUUCUGAUGGGGAGAGAAUUAAGCCACGCUUUGAGCUACACAGUUCCAGUGAUGUAAUCCAUAUCCGAACAUGCUCAGACUCUUGUGCUGCGCUAAUGAAUCUUAUACAGUAUAUUGCGAGUUAUGGCGAUUUGCAUCUACCUAGCAAGUCAGAGAUUAAACCUGGAGUCGUCAAGCAGAAAACCAAGGCAGAUGCCUCUAGCCGACCAUCUUCCCAAGGACUAGUCCUUGCUGAAGCAGAACAACAGAUUUUACGGGAUUUGAUGAGUGAUGCUAUGGAGGAAAUUGAGACCCAUCAAGCUGCUUCCCCCAUUAGGCCACAAUCUAACGGAAUCUUGGAUGAAAAAUCUCAAACCCAGGAACCAGCUUGCUCAGAUCUCUUCCUGUUUCCAGAUGAAAGUGGGAACAUCUCACAAGAGCCAAGUCCCACAUACACUUCAUUUACUCACCACCUGAUUAAAGAGGCGAUGGGAGACCUACCUACUGAAAAUGAUGACUUCUGCAUUCUUUUUGCACCCAAAGCUGUUGUUUCUGAGAAAGAGGAGGAGCCAGUAGUGAAAAUAAUGGUUGAUGAUGCAAUCCUGAUAAAAGACAAUCAUUUCAGCCUGCCUGUAAAAAAGACCGAUAUGAGCAAAGCCCCGCUACAUUUUCCUAUCCCUUUGGUUCGCUAUGUUGUGAAGGAAAUCUCUCUUAUUUGGCACCUUUAUGGAGGAAAGGAUUUUGGGACUGCACCUACUACUUCUCCAGCUAAAAGUUUUAUUAGUCCUCAUAUUUCUCCUUCUCACACACCAACAAGACAUGGACGUAGUACGACAUGUGGGGGAAGAGGAAGGAACCCAGACUUCUUAAUGGAAAUACAGUUAAGCAAGGUGAAAUUCCAGCAUGAGGUAUACCCUCCAGGAGGGCCGGAAUGUGAAUCCAGUCUGUUGGAACAGCCAGUGUCCCGGCAGGUUUUUAUUGUUCAAGACCUUGAGAUCAGAGAUCGCUUGGCUACAUCACAGAUGAAUAAAUUUCUCUAUCUCUACUGUAGUAAGGAGAUGCCCAGAAAAGCACAUUCUAAUAUGCUAACAGUUAAAGCAUUACAUGUCCGUCCAGAGUCUGGCAGAUCCCCACAGGAAUGUUGUUUACGUGUAUCACUAAUGCCACUUCGCCUCAAUAUCGACCAGGAUGCCUUGUUUUUCCUGAAGGAUUUUUUCACUAGCCUUUCUACAGAAGUGGAAGUUUUAAUGACUCCAGAUCCAGAAGUUAAAAAGUCUCCUGGUGCUGAUGUAACCUGUAGUUUGCCCAAGCAUGUCAGCAGUUUCAAGGACCCAAGCCCAGUCAUUUCUUUCUCAGUACACAAGCAAACAAGCCAAAAUGAUAGUGUUGAUUCUGUGGAUAUGGUUAAUGGAGAGGACCAUCGUUUUUCACCUGAAGAGACGUCGUUCAGCGAUCAACCAGUCUUUUUCAGAGAAUUUCGAUUUAUAUCAGAAGUUCCAAUACGUCUUGAUUACCAUGGCAAACAUGUCUCAAUGGAUCAGGGUACGUUAGCUGGGAUUUUGAUUGGUCUUGCACAAUUAAACUGCUCAGAGUUAAAGUUGAAGAGACUUUGCUAUCGACAUGGUUUGUUAGGUGUGGAUAAGCUAUUCUCUUAUGCCAUCACUGAAUGGCUUAAUGACAUAAAGAAAAACCAGCUACCAGGAAUCCUGGGAGGAGUAGGACCUAUGCAUUCAUUAGUGCAAUUAGUUCAAGGUCUGAAGGACUUAGUGUGGUUACCAAUAGAACAGUACCGAAAGGAUGGUCGUAUUGUAAGAGGCUUUCAAAGAGGAGCAGCUUCCUUUGGUACUUCCACUGCAAUGGCAGCUUUAGAGCUAACAAACAGAAUGGUUCAAACCAUACAGGCAGCUGCAGAAACUGCUUAUGACAUGGUCUCCCCAGGUCCUAGUUGUAUUGAGACAAAAAAGGUCAAACGUUUCUCUCGGCAUCGCUUAGCUCAUCAGCCAGUAGACUUACGGGAAGGUGUGGCCAAAGCAUACAGUGUGGUAAAAGAGGGAAUUACAGACACUGCCCAGACCAUAUAUGAAACUGCUGCUCGAGAGCAUGAGAACAGAGGGGUAACGGGAGCAGUAGGAGGAGUCCUCCGCCAAAUUCCACCAGCUGUGGUGAAACCUCUGAUUGUCGCAACAGAGGCAACCUCAAAUGUUUUAGGUGGAAUGAGAAACCAAAUCCGGCCAGAUGUGCGUCAAGAAGAGUCACAGAAAUGGCGCCUUGGGGAGGAUUGAUAUUUUAAAUAUGACUCAGCAAGAGAAUAACGAUGCUGGAAAUACAUCACAUUAUGUCCCAGUGGCAGCUUUAGAUGGAACUCAUUUCAUUUUAUUGUGCUCAUCUCAGGAACGAGGCUUUCAAACAAUUUAAUAUCAAAACAUCCAACCAAAAAGUUCAGAAAUGAAAAGCAAAUUGGUACUUGCUUGUGGACAUGCUGCAUGUUACCAAAACAUUUGGUAGCUAGUGUCAAACACAGUGGAGCAUUUGCUGCCAAGUCAGAAACAUGCUUGCUGUAUUUCAAUUACCAUAUUUUUCUUGGUUCAUUUGAUUUGCCAUUAGAAUCAGCAGUCCCUUUGUGUGUAUAUUAAAAGUUUUAUUGAGCAUGCUCGAAGAAUUAUCUUCAAUAAAGAGCUCCAUAGAUGCUCUUCAGUAACUAAAGAGUAAGAAUUUCGUUUUGGACAUCAGACAUGGAAGCCAUAUGAUAAGAAGUCAGACAGAAUGUUAUAAUUUUAUGGGUCAUGAGCAUUGUUUUUAGUGUGGCACUUACAACAAGGACAGUCUCUUGGUAACUGUUCAGAAAUUACACUCAGUGUUCAUAUGCUUGUGAACAAUAAUUGUCCUCCUAAAUAUCAAAUUCCUACUUCUGUGGGCUUUUGAAGAACCUGAAUGUUGCAGACAUGUUCUGUUGUGUUGCACUUUAAAGGAUAUGGCCUGUAUAUUGUGCUUUUUUUUAUAGUGUGAAUAAACAGAAAUGUGCAUUAUCCUUUAUGAUUUAGAAACUUAUGCAAAUUAUUGAAAGGGACAACAUUUGGUGAAAAUUUUAAGGGAAGAAAAACAAAAUGCAAUAUGUCUUACCUUUGUUUAAACUACCUAUUAAAUGAAAAAUACUAGUUUCUUUGUCUUCUGAUGUACUGAUGCCUAUCAUGAAAUAAUUAUACUUUAAAUAUAAAGCAGUUAUAGAACUGGUGUAGGAAAGAGGUUUCUGUUUAGAUGAGGUACCCUAAGCAGAGUACAAAAAAUACAAUUUCAUAAUUUAGUUUAAAAUAAUAUGCAGAAUAUAUUUUAAUAAUCUUCCCUUUAUUUAAAGGUUACAUUAUUACAAACUAUUGUUUUUUGCCAUUCUCACAACAUGGUAUAUUUCAAAACUCCUAUAAUACAAUAUUAACUGAAUGUCAUGAGUAGCAAUUCAUUCAGCUUCUGCCUUUUUUUUUUUUUUUUUUAAGCAAAAUGUCAUUGGUUUUAAAAAUGGCACAUUUUACUGCUGGGUUUGUUAGAUAUACUAGAAUCCACUUAAUUGGGAUACCCAGUCACUGGCUGGUUGUAUCAAUUAAGCAUCUUGUCACAGCUGAGAGGAGAUGCCAUUUAACUUCCACUCCCCACCUCCCAAAAACUGUGAAGAUUUAAUGACGUGAACUAUUGUACUGAAAUAGAAUACUUACUGCACUUCAUCUUUCUUUGGGGUUUGUUUUUGGGUUUGGGUUUAUUUUUUUCCUUGUCAAUUAUUUGGUAAUUUCUAUAUUAAAAGAUCACAGGUGAGCAUUUCACACCUGGGUAAAUGCAUCAUAAUCACUUGACACCGCUUGAAUGAAUCCUCAUAAGUGGAAUUAUGUUAUAAGUAGUACAUUGUAGCUGCAGUCAUUACCAUUUGCAACUAUUAGGCUAGUAUACCAGUAUAUCAGCCAUGCUGGUAAAGGUAUGUCCAAGUUAAUUGGCAUAUACUGUAAUAGACAGUGUAGCUCUGUCUAUUUAUCAUAUACAUAAACUAUUUUUGACAGUUGAAUUUAAAGAAAGGGCUAUUUAGUUUUACUUCAUUUGCAGAUUCCCCACAAUCAAACUGUACAGGGAGAUGCCCUUAGAAUAUAUUAUUUCUACACAGAUCCACACUGUCAAGGUAUAUUAUAUUUUUAUAAGCUCUCUUUUUCAUUAAGUCUCUUAAUAGUUCAAAUUUUCAAACUUCACUUUUCACUAUUUGUGCUGUCUGUUUACUGCUUGCAACUCAUUCAACCUGCUCAGUAAAACUGAUCCGUUUAUGGUUAGCUUCUUGGUUCUCAUAGGCUAGAAGAAUUUUGUUUAGGUUGCAAAAGCAGCACAGAAAGGUUUAAAUUUAAAUAAUAAAUAAAUAAAUAAAUUCAACCUUUAAACUAGGACACUGUCUUAAAAUGUGUUGCAGAUGUGGAUACCCUAUGUUCUUAAUCAGAAAAUUGUAUAGGGUAUAGAAAAAGGGAUUCACCACAUGUUCUAUUCGUUACUAUAAAUGUGUGUGUGGGGGGGGGGCACUUUACAAAAUACACAGGAUAAGGUUUAACUAAAACUUUGAUUAUAGUGGCUGAUACAUCUGUGUAUAUGUAAUUGGCACACAAACUUCCAAAUCCAGUACUGUAUAUCUGCAUUAGCAUGAUGAGGUUUGCGAUAAGGUUAUUGUACUUGAGCUCUUCAUUGUAACAAACUCUGUUACAGUUAUUAACACUUUUCAUGACUCCUAAUGAGCUUAAACAGAUCUGAACACACUGUAUAAUGUGCAGAUGUGUAAAUAACAGACAAUUCUAUUUUGCUUUCUUCCCUAUACGUAUUCACAAAGGUGUAAAUACUGACCGAUGCUACUUUUUAAUACUGCUUUGUCUGAUGCUAUACAGGGAGACAGGCUCAAAACUGUCAUCUUGAUUUUCUUAAGCAUCUUGGCUCUUAACACUGUAGUGGCAAGUGCCCUGGAAGUACCUGGUGUAGAGAUCACUUCCAUCAUUCUUAAAAAUUUAUUUAUAAACAUGUGACUAAGAGGAGCCUAUAAUUGGCUCCAUUCAGAAGCAGCUUCCAUGUCCUUUCAGGUAUUAGUUGGCAGUUGUUAAACUGCAGAGCAGAACACAAUUUUAGUAAUACAGUAUACCCUCUACUUACUUGCACAUAGAUUAGGGACAUGUAGUCAUGUCGCCAAUGACUACAUACUUGGUGGCUGUCCAUGUUUAAUUUUUUUCAUCACUAAAAAGAUCAGUUACAGUGUUUUUUGUUUGUUUGUUUUUUUGGUUUUUUUUUGCAUCUCUUAUUUGCUAUUGUACAGUUUAUCAGUGUUUAAUGUCACUAGUGAGAUGGGUUUUCUUGAUAAAGCAAAAUGCUAUUAAAUGGCAGGAUGACAUCAACAAGCUAAAUUCCUUUGUUACUGGAGUUGAUCCCGACCCCUGAAAAUGUGAUACCCAAAUUUUAAGUACAUUCAAAUGUUUUUGGGGUAUUUUUGUUUUUGGUUUGUUUGUUGUAAAAUAACAGUGAAAUCCAGCAAUUAAUUUAGAUUAAGUGUAUAUUCCAAACCAUCCCAGUUCUCACAGCAAUACAAGCUUUUUCAACAUGUGUAUAUAUUAAAUCAUUUUACACCCAUCUUUUCAUCCAGUCUCAUCCAUUUCCAACCUUCACAAUGUAUGCUUCUCUCAACUACUUUAACUUGCUAUGAAUCUUGUUUACAAAUUAAAAAAAAUAAUUAAUUGCAGUUAGUACUUAAAUAUUAAUCAUGUAUUUACACUGGAUUUCCUUUAAAAAAACACCCUAAUGUAGUUUAGACAGAAAAGGAUCUGUGUGUAUAUGUAUGUGUAUAUUUUUUACAUAUUUGCUGGUAAAGUAGUUUUGUGGCAUUGUUUGUAUAUAAUUUGUUAGUGCAAAGAGAGUCGAAUCUUAUGAAGUUAAAAACCACUCUUGAAAAGAAUUAAAAUAUUUAAUCUUCCUUUAUUUUGCUUAAAGUACUUGCGCCCUCCAUAUAUAUUUGAGAACUAUUUUUAGAUCAUAACUUAUCUGCACCAAUCUUGAUGUAUAUUUUAGUAUAUUAAAAUGGUAAAAGCCUCAUACAAAUAGGCUGUUCUGUUAAAUAUACUUAAUGGAAAAAGCUGUGGAUUGGAAUCAAUACUUAAUAAACAUCUUACUCUGC
Messenger RNA from Trachemys scripta elegans, 10468 nucleotides. It is a transcript of the gene ATG2B, whose product is annotated as autophagy related 2B. Gene Ontology annotation, biological process: autophagosome assembly; piecemeal microautophagy of the nucleus; reticulophagy. The record is from RefSeq and is a predicted model, not a curated record. NCBI's taxonomy places the organism in Eukaryota, Metazoa, Chordata, Testudines, Emydidae. Gene Ontology annotation, cellular component: extrinsic component of membrane; phagophore assembly site. The coding region runs from base 342 to 6581 and encodes 2079 amino acids. Gene Ontology annotation, molecular function: phosphatidylinositol-3-phosphate binding. The transcript has 42 exons.